GCCGCCCAGUCGACUGCCGCCUCGGACCACCGUUGGAUAUGGAGGAUCUCCCUUGUUGACGGCUUCAUUAUGGGCAGCGAGACAUGCACCUGGGCCCUAGCCUGGCUGGCGGUCACCUCUUCGCUGCUCCACACCAACCACCACGCCAACGCCGCGACUGGCGGGGGUAGUAUGCUGGGGGACGUCAACAUCUCCGCCAUCUUGGACUCCUUCAGUGUCUCUUAUGACAAACGAGUAAGGCCCAACUAUGGCGGUACCCCAGUUGAGGUCGGUAUCACUAUGUACGUGCUAUCGAUCAGCUCCCUGUCAGAAGUCCAAAUGGACUUCACGUUGGACUUCUACUUCCGACAGUUCUGGACGGAUCCUCGACUGGCCUUCCGGAAGAGGCCGGGGGUGGAGACGUUGUCCGUAGGGUCGGAGUUCAUCAAGAACAUCUGGGUGCCGGACACGUUCUUCGUCAACGAGAAGCAGUCCUACUUCCACGUGGCGACCACGAGCAAUGAGUUCAUCAGAGUUCACCAUUCGGGCAGCAUCACCAGAAGCAUACGGUUGACGAUCACGGCGUCAUGUCCCAUGAAUCUGCAAUACUUCCCAAUGGACAGACAGCUCUGCCAUAUAGAAAUAGAAAGCUUUGGAUACACUAUGCGUGAUAUUCGAUACAAGUGGAACUCCGGGUUCAAAUCUGUGGGUAUUAGCAACGAAGUGCAACUGCCCCAGUUCAGAGUCCUCGGGCACCGCCAGAGGCAGACCGAAAUUAACCUUUCCACAGGUAACUACUCCCGUCUGGCGUGCGAGAUACAGUUCGUCAGGUCGAUGGGCUACUACCUGAUCCAGAUCUACAUCCCCUCUGGCCUGAUCGUCAUCAUCUCCUGGGUCAGCUUCUGGCUGAACCGGAACGCCACCCCUGCCAGAGUGGCCCUUGGCGUCACCACUGUGUUGACCAUGACCACCCUCAUGUCAUCCACCAACGCCGCGCUGCCUAAGAUAUCCUACGUCAAGUCCAUCGACGUGUACCUGGGCACGUGUUUCGUCAUGGUGUUCGCGUCACUGUUAGAGUACGCAACAGUGGGGUACAUGGCCAAGAGGAUACAGAUGCGGAAGAAUAGGUUCCUGGCGAUUCAGAAGAUCGCAGAGAAAAAUUCGAAACAAGGGUUGGAGGGGCCGCACCCCCCUGUGCCUGGAGACCCCUCAGAUCACCCCACACUCCCCAAACAGACUGUGAGCGUCGCAUCAACCCUGCGACACAACUCCAAAACAUGCGUGUUCCAGGAGGUGCGGUUCAAAGUGCAUGACCCCAAGGCCCACUUCAAGGGCGGGACGUUAGAGAACACCAUCAACGGGAGAGCAGACGAGGAGGCCCCGGCACCGCAGCACCUCAUACACCCGGGGAAAGACAUCAACAAGCUGUACGGAGUCACUCCCAGCGAUAUAGACAAGUACUCGCGGAUCGUGUUCCCCGUCUGUUUCGUGUGUUUUAACCUAAUGUACUGGAUCAUCUAUCUUCACAUAAGUGACGUGGUCGCCGAUGACCUGGUGCUUCUAGAAGAGGACAAAUAAGCGACUGUCGUCGAACAAAGACUACGUUUUAAAGGUUUUACGGUCGAAUUCAGCUCAACUUACACUCUCGACAAAGAGGAUAAUAAUUUACGCACUUUGAGUUCAGUAUUGUUUCUCGUUUGUGGAUCGACUGUCGGUUUAAAAGGCUUUCUUAUGAUUUCACCACUUGUAAAAUACCGAUAGUUAGUCUAUAGCUAGGUUUAGAUCUAGAUCUCAAACUAAACACUCGGGUUAGUAAUUUGGUUUUGUAUAUUUUAUAUGACUUAUAUAACGUGUACAUAUUCCGAUGGAAAGCGAUACUGCAAAAGAUACUGCAUUCGAUCUAGCAGUUGCUCAAUAUUUUUUUCUUUCGUGUAGAACUACGAGUUUCGGAGGUACGAUGUACACUAUAGAAACAUGUCCAUCCAGUAGAAAAGUAAAAUUAUUUUGUUACCGGAAUCAAAGAGACGUUGUAUAUUUUCUGUCGAGUACAGACGGUUACUAAAAUGCUGAUGAGAGGUCUAUUCGUGUUACAAAAGCUCAAAUCAAAUUAUAUAGUUUAAAAAGGUUUUAUUCGGUAAUCGUUAGACGAUUGUGUAGUUACGUAUCGUAUUUUAUCUGUGUUGAAGGUUAUUUAUAGCGUUACCACCUCAUUUGAAACUCUCUGUGAUUUAAAAAGUUUUAUUGUAAAGAUUACUAUUCCGUUAGACGCGUUAGUAAAUAGUUACCACAGAUAGGGUUAUUGAAAUUAUUAUAGCCUACUUGAUGGCGGUUUUAUCUGUUCAUAGUCUACGUAUUAAAUACAGUGUUGACCUGUUGUAAAAUAUUUUAUCGUUCGAGAUCGCUGUGUUGGAAGUUUUUAUACUUUACUCUAAUAUUACAUAAUUAUAACUUUAGUAAUUAAAAAGUCUUAGUUUAUACGUUAACAAAUAAGAUGUACAAAAGGUUAACUAACGUAUAAAUCGAAGCAGGAUAGCGUCUAAUCAAAUAUAUAGAUCACCCGAUAUCUUUUAACUUCGUCUUUAUAUACAUAUAAAUAAUAGCACAGAAAGAAGAAUUACCGCAAAGGGUCACUGCACAGAAUUCUUAACUCGCCUAUAUAAACAGUUCUCACAAUAUAUAUUAUACAAUAUACAUAUAUACAUACUGUAAUGUAAUGUAUUUAUACGAACGUAUUCUAAAGUAAAGACUAGUUUAAGUGUGCACGAACCGAUGUCACCUUGUGCAUACAUGUAUAUACAGAUGUACGUAGAGAUAUUUUUACAUCAAUGCAAAUUAGGUUGGUAGCCGUGCACGGCUGCGCAGUGGCGGGGCUCAGUUACUGCGCAGCCCCCCUCCCCUCCUCCCUAUGUUGUAUUGGUAGGGACCACUGUUUUAUACACUACUUUUUCAAACGUACCAUCUUCUGGGGUUUAUGGAGGCUUCAAAUCGGGUCUUUUAAUUUAAUUGUACAUUGCAAAACAGUUGCGCAAAGAUCAUUGUUGUAAAAAACACAUUGUAUUGGCUGAAGUAAAGUGUAUGGUUAAUUAAAACUAUACUAAACUAUGUCUAUCUAUGUUGAUAACGCAGAAAUAGCACUAUCCACCGAUAAAUUCCAUUUAUUUUAAAACUUAACCAUAAACCAUUGUUUCUAUUGAUGUAUCAAUUUUAUGACGAUUGUAAGGGCUACCAAUAAACUGUAAAAAGUGAAAACAAUUAAGCUAGACCAAUAUUCUCAGGUAUGUUAAAAUUAUGUGUUACUAUGUAAGAAUGUUAUAAGUAAUAAUUACUUUAAAUAUGUUAUCUAUAGUGAUCGAAAAUAUACUGCUAUAGUUAAAUCAUUUAUAAAACAACUUUAAAAUUAAAGUACCUUGUGCCAGCUAGAAGGACAAUACAAAUGUUGACCUUAACAAAAAUAGAUACUAACUAUUGUUUGAUAGAUUUGCCACACAACAAAUGAUUGAAGUUUACAUAAGCCCCAACCUUAUUUGAGUCACCAUUUGUUUAGUAGUCAUAGAUUUGGUAAAUACAAAAUAUUUUGUUCGCACUAAGUGCAAUGUCAACAGAUAGAAAAAACAGUCAAUUUGUUGUUAAUAAGCAAAGAUAACAUAGAAAACAUGUUGUUACAUUUAACCAAAUCAAGGUUAAGCCACCUUUAACUUAAUAACUUAAAUUAUAAUGUAUCAUAAUGUAACUGUUAGUACAGAAGAGAAACAACCAUAGCAUAGCCUCCUCUAAUACAAGGCCGCGGCGUUGGUGUAUGGCAACGUCGCAGCGGCCGGUGCCAAACAUUGCGCAGAAACUUAGGCUUCAGCUGUUUCGGUAGGCCGGGGCUGCGGUGUUGCCACUUUUGUCACGCCACGGCCUUGUAUUAAAAGAGACCAUGGUAGACCAUAUUUAUUUAAAAUUUGCACAAACAACCAUUCUAUUAAAUAGCAACCCGUCUGUGUCAUUGCAUUUCGUGCACUGUUUCAUUAUAAGUUUGUUGUAGUAAUCAGCUGAUCUAAGCUCAACAAUAAGUUUGUAAGAUAUGUUGAAAAGCUGUGAUUUUGUUAAGUACGGCUUACUAAGCUGUUUUCCUUACCCUCGUGGGAUAGACUCACCUUCCGACCCCUAAAGUAAAAUGUAACCUGAUUUCAAAUUCUCAAGUGUCCUAGUUGAUUUUGAAUGUUAUUUACUAGUUAGCUAGAUAUAAUUUACCCCAGCCCAGAGUCGGGUCAAAUACUUAAAUCGGUUGUGUUUAAAUACUCUACAAACAAAUUCUAAACGGAUUGUAUAAUUAUACAGUUCGAUGUGUAUAGGUUUAUGUUCUAGCGUAAGUUAGGCGAGAUUAGUUAAGUGGCGUACUUUCUUUAUAAUGUUGGACUUUUGUAGACGAUUUGACGCCGGAGCAGCAAACCGAUUCUGUAAAUAUGACAUUGUUUUUAAUAAAUUAUUCGAAAACAAAAUGAUAUUUUUGUGCUUCCUCAACUUAGGGGAAAGUAUAGAUACGAACAGAUAGGCUUAGGCCGUUAGAUGAGGCAUAGUUCGAUCAACCGACUUAUCUUUCUUUGGUUUAGUUAAGGCUCAAAGUAUUUUAAUCAUCAUGAAGUGUUACUGAGAGAGGGUGCUAGACGAUAACGUUGUACUUGAGGGCAAACCUGGGUGUGUGUUGGUUAGAUGAACUGACUCAUUGUGUAAAUUAUUUUAGAAACUGCCUCCUUAAUCUUGACUUAUUGGUGUAGAAUUAAAUAAACAAAAUAACUACAACAUCUGUUACACAGUAAAAUAGCUCAAUUUGAUUUCAGAAAUCCAAGCUGUGCGAGAAAACGAUUUUCAUGGAAAUUUUUUGUAUAAAAAUUAAAGAUUUGCCAUUUUCAAAAAAAGCUAAACGUUUGUCACGGAUUUCUAAUUACGUGUAUUUUUAUUUCAAUGAUUAAAUUUAAUUGUAUGACUUUGAUGCGCAAAGGAACCCCUGUGAAAUAUUAAGAGGGUUUUAAUUGUUGUAUCAAAAAGAACAUUGCAACCCACAUUUUAGGAUAUAAGUUGCCUAAAUGAAGUAAUAUAAAACCAAAAACUUUGUGGCAAUCGAACUUCUUUAGCUAUAGAAUUUUGUACACCAUGAUUCAAAUUAACUAUAAAUAAUUGAUAAACAAUUAUUAAUUUCUUAUUUUUAAGCGUUCAACCUAUAAAGCUAUUAAACUACUAUUGUUUUACUUACUACAGCUUAACAAGCCAAUAUUGUAAUAUUUAAAUAUUUUUUUAUUCAAAUAGAUUGCCUUAUUCUACUUCCAUGUACAUUAACCUAAUCGCUGUAGGAACAGAGGAAUUGUAUAUAUACUUGAAGGGUUACAACUUUUUAAAAUGUCAAAUUAAAAGUGUUCCUCCAUUACAACUGCUCAUAAUUAUUACAAUUAAUUAAAUAAAUAAAUGAAAACAUAUUAGUGAAUUGACGAGUUAAAAAUAAUAAUUUUUUCUUUAUCUUGUCAAUAAAAAUAGUAUUAAUAUUUUUUCUUCCAUUUUAAGAAACUAAAAUUUUUAAAUAGUCAGACCUCAUACUCUAUGACUUUUACAUAACCGAUUUGUAUGCAUAUGAAACAUGAUAAAAUGUGGGCUACAGUCAUACAUUUUGUGCUGAUAUUCAAAGUCAAUUACUAUCAAGGUUACUUUGUUACAAAGUCAAUAUUAUAACAUUGACUAUUGGAUACUGAAGUAUCCAAUAGUUGUAUUGAUAAUCAAAGAUUAUAAGAUAAAUUAAUGAAUUCAGAAAAUAUAUAAAUUGCAACCAACCAAACAUAAUUAUUGUUUUGAAAGAGAGCUCACAGAAAGGUUAAAUGACCAACAAUCAAAUAAUACUGUAACAAAUAAAUUGUAAAACCAAAUAUUAAAAUUGUCUUGUAAUCAUUAAAAGACUAUGGCAAAUUUCAGUGUUUAUUUUAAACUAAUAACAAUUUUAACUACUUCUUUUCUUAUGUGAACUUAAAUCUAAAAACUCUAGCUGUUAUAGUGUAAACAAUUUAUUUUUAGUUAUUAAAAAGACACAUAUUUAAUUUAUUUAUAUAGUUUCUCGUGGCUCAUCAUGAAGCAGCUAAAAAAACUCAUUUAGAUCUGACUGGAAAUUUAAAGUGUACAGUUUUUUUUUAAUUAAAAACUUAAACCUGUUUUUUUCUGAGAUAUAGCCAACUUCCACUACAUAAAUCAGUAAAUAUGUUCAUAAUUUUGUUGAUUAACUAUUACACGAAUUGAACAACACUUUACGACAGGUAUAACAAAAUCAUUGGUGUUAGUUUUUAUUUGUAUACUUAAAAGAUUACUUCAAAUCAAAUAUAUUUAUGAGAAAAAAAUUAAUUAAUUUUGAAAAAUUAAAAGAAAAGAAAAAUUAAACAACAAACAACAAAGAAUAACAAGGAAAAAUCAAUUAAGUUUGUGUAUUUUAGAAUUUUACUAAGGAAAUUAUUUGGAAUUAAAUCACAGCUUAAUAAACAUUGAAUAAAGAUAUACCGUAACCCAAUCUAAUUCGCACCACGGAAAAAAGAUGUAUGGAAUUCGUUCAUUUACAAAAGGCAUAGUGUCAACAUUAAUAAUUCAUGAGCUUAAAACUAAUAAACAUUUUCUGAAACAUGCAUCACAAAGUUGAGUGAGCAUUUGACUUCAGCUUUGAGGCUUGAUUUCAAUUUCAAUCAUAACCUAGUGAUUCGAAUCCAAACAACUAGGUACCAAAAAUGUUACAACAGAAACUAAAGAGUACAAGAGAUUUGAAUUAACUGAUAUAUACAUAAUAAGACAUCUUUAAACAACUAAAAUAUGUAAAAAAAAACAAAUUAUGCAACCAUACUGUAAAUUACUUUUCCCUAAAUUCUAAAAAAAAAAAAUAUGGAGGUGUCCAUCGACGAACACACAGCUGGUUUUGUUUUCCAGCUGAUCAGCCUGGAGUAUUUGCUCAAGAGCGAACACGUCAUCAUUCCCAUAAUGCACUCGCCACACGCAAUACUAACUAUAGCUAGAUUCUAAACAGAGCAGUAGCGUAUCACGCUUUAUAACAUUAAGGUAAUGUUACAUUUUAGAUUAUGUAAACCUAUUAUAAGAAGUGCGUCAUCAACAAAAUGUGAUUCUUUAUGUAUGUAAAUAUAGAAUAAAACCUGUAUUAUUAAAA
Molecule: messenger RNA, 7147 nt
Organism: Macrosteles quadrilineatus (aster leafhopper)
Lineage: Eukaryota; Metazoa; Arthropoda; Insecta; Hemiptera; Cicadellidae
Product: gamma-aminobutyric acid receptor subunit beta-like
Exons: 9
Coding region: 70-1557 (495 amino acids)
Biological process (GO): chloride transmembrane transport; nervous system process; regulation of membrane potential
Cellular component (GO): neuron projection; synapse; membrane
Molecular function (GO): neurotransmitter receptor activity; extracellular ligand-gated monoatomic ion channel activity; GABA-A receptor activity
Source: RefSeq, a predicted model, not a curated record